UUGAAAUGAAGAACAAAGGGGAGCUCAUGAAGCGUUCCACAGCGUAAGUUGUGCCCAAACGAGUCACCGCAAUUAACCCAAUGGUCUACAUUGCAUCUCGCGCUUCCAUAGGUCUCCCCAUUCUUGCUUCCUAAAACCACCAUCUCUUUCCUUUCCUUAAUUAAGGCAGUAGAAGAUGGCUGACGCUGAAGAUGUUCAACCCCUUGUCUGUGACAAUGGAACUGGAAUGGUCAAGGCUGGAUUUGCUGGAGAUGAUGCUCCACGUGCUGUGUUUCCCAGCAUUGUUGGCCGUCCUCGUCACACUGGUGUGAUGGUAGGAAUGGGGCAGAAAGAUGCAUAUGUUGGUGAUGAGGCUCAGUCCAAGCGAGGUAUUUUAACUUUGAAAUACCCAAUUGAGCAUGGAAUUGUCAGCAACUGGGAUGACAUGGAAAAGAUUUGGCAUCACACCUUCUACAAUGAGCUUCGUGUUGCCCCAGAAGAGCACCCUGUACUGCUGACUGAAGCGCCUUUGAAUCCCAAAGCCAAUCGUGAGAAAAUGACCCAAAUCAUGUUUGAGACCUUCAACACUCCUGCUAUGUAUGUUGCCAUUCAGGCUGUUCUGUCCUUGUAUGCCAGUGGUCGUACAACUGGUAUUGUGAUGGACUCUGGUGAUGGUGUGAGCCACACAGUUCCCAUAUACGAGGGUUAUGCACUCCCACAUGCAAUCCUUCGUCUUGACCUGGCUGGCCGUGACCUUACUGAUCACUUGAUGAAAAUCCUCACUGAGCGUGGAUACUCUUUUACCACCUCAGCUGAGCGAGAAAUUGUGAGGGACAUGAAAGAAAAGCUGUCCUAUAUUGCUCUUGACUUUGAACAGGAGCUAGAGACUUCGAAAACUAGCUCAUCAGUAGAGAAGAGCUAUGAAUUGCCUGAUGGGCAAGUCAUCACCAUUGGUGCUGAGCGUUUCCGUUGCCCAGAAGUCCUCUACCAACCAUCCAUGAUAGGAAUGGAAGCUGCAGGCAUCCAUGAAACCACAUACAACUCCAUCAUGAAGUGUGAUGUGGACAUCAGGAAGGACUUGUAUGGUAACAUUGUUCUCAGUGGUGGCACAACCAUGUUCGCUGGUAUUGCGGACAGAAUGAGCAAGGAAAUCUCCGCAUUAGCCCCAAGUAGCAUGAAAAUUAAGGUGGUUGCACCACCAGAGAGGAAGUACAGUGUCUGGAUUGGUGGCUCCAUUCUGGCAUCCCUCAGCACUUUUCAGCAGAUGUGGAUUGCAAAGACAGAAUAUGAUGAGUCUGGACCAUCAAUUGUGCAUAGGAAAUGCUUCUAAGUGUUUCAAGAAUAGGAUUUUGCUGAAGCAAGAAGAAAAAAAACGUUUAACUGCUUGGUUUCUUGGAAAGAAGUGGAUAGCUGGACACCCUUUCCUUGCAUGUUUAUUACGGUGUUGCAGUGAUGACUUUGAGAAGGCGAGGAGAUGAUUGCCAAAAUGGUCCAAUUCUUUCAUUAUUAUUAUUCACAAUUUUUUCCCUUUUUACUCCUAA
Manihot esculenta (cassava) is the source of this 1520-nucleotide messenger RNA. Its product is annotated as actin. Gene Ontology annotation, cellular component: cytoplasm. The transcript is spliced from 5 exons. Lineage: Eukaryota; Viridiplantae; Streptophyta; Magnoliopsida; Malpighiales; Euphorbiaceae. Bases 176 to 1309 code for a protein of 377 amino acids. The record is from RefSeq and is a predicted model, not a curated record.